UCAUCGCCAGCAGUCGCAUCGCAUCAGUUGGUUCGGAAGUUCAGGAAGUUAGGAAGUUGACAAGCCAGUUUUCCAGAGCUCGCAAUUUCGGUUUUCCCGCGCGUAUGCCCCAUUCUUCGGAUCGAGCUGUGUAUGUUUCUGUGUACUACUGGGGUAUGUCUGUUGUAGGUGUGUAUAAUCUACUGCUUCUAGCUUCGAGAAAGUGGGUUUGUUAUGCUGUUUCUUCAUCUUUUUUCGACCAGUAGCAGGAGCAGCAUCAACAUCAGUGUGUGAAUUGCGGUUAGCGAAGUUGCGCCUGAAGGGAAGAGCAGUUUUCUUUCACACAUUUCCCGCUUUCGGGGGUCCACAGUUCCAGAGUGUUGAUUUUUUGCGGUGACCGGUGAAAGUUUUUCCGAUUGAAGAAGAAUUUCUUGGGGCCUUCGGUUCAUUGAGGAAGCAAAACGGGAGGGGAAAAAGUCUGGUGAAAAGUGGCUGAGUUUGGAGUUUUGUUUUUUUUCCUUCGUCCUUUGCCUGAGGAAACUCGACGGGGAACGCAGUAAAGCCGUGAGAAUUGUGAGUAUUCGUCUUUCCGGAGCAAGGCCGAAGAAAAAUACCUACAGAUCGGGUGUCCUUUUUUGGGACUGAGAAGCAACCGGAAGAAGAAACGGACGGAAGGAAGAAGAAAAAUCAUUUGGAUGCUGUGAAUUCUCGUUUUGUUUCUUUUUUUCGUCUGCUGAAGUGGCUAAAGAAGAGUGUUGAUAAAAAGGAAAUUGCUACGAGUUGUUCAUUUUCUUUCUUAGCAAACAUAUUUAUUGGUGAUGAGAAUUGAAAAAUAUUUCCAAGGAAGUUCAACGACUUGGUUUCCAAACAAAUUUUCCGCGCAAUAGUUGAAAAUAUCUACUCAUCCAUUUCGUAGCUGAGAUAAACAAGCGCCAAAUGAAAAGUUUCUUAAAUAGAUAAAUAGCUGAAAGAAGAGUAAAUAAGGAAAACGAGUGGAACAAACUUUGCAACUUCAAUUGCGUAGAUAAUUACAAAAAAAAGUCUCAGUCAAACCAACAAGUUUUUUCCCGGAACGAAAAUCCCGGAUAUAAACAACAGCAAAGCGGAAUAAAAAGGAUAACUCCCCCGUAACAUAAGCGGAAUGAAAAGAGGGAUCAGUGGCUGGGAAAAUCUCCCUGACUAAACUUUUAUCCGCACCAUUCGCAAGUGUUUCGGAGUGUCACCUUUGAGAGGUUGAACGAGGGGUUGGCGGAAAAAUCAGAGCCCCAGGAAGUGGUGCAAUUCCCCGGAAAACGGAAAAAAAUAUUCGAAGUGAUUAAUUUGGGAAAGAAGAAUUCCAAUUUGACGAGUGGUGGUUUGAAAAGUUCAACGGAAAGUUUUUAUUUACAUCUCACGAGGUUCAGGCAAUAGUGAGCCGGAUUUCGUUAUUGGCAUUUCUCGUUGUGAAGUGCGAAAAAAGUGGCCAAACGGAACAAAUCAAGGUGAAUUCAUUAAUCAUUGCGCAGUUGAGAAAGAAAAAAAAAAUUUCUGGAAAGAAUUCUCAUUUGAGUAGAAUCAAGAAAUCAAGAAGAGACAUUGGAAGUGGAUGUUUACGACACCUGGCCAACAGGAGGAAAAAUCCAUCACAAGCAAGUGAAUUUUGAGAGCAAAGAAGCACGAAAUUAGUUCAACUCACGCUGCACUAAUAGCCGCACUAACAACUAUCGUCGGUAGUCAGGAAAGUUUUUCACCGGUUCGUUUGAGAGGAAAGAGUUGAAGAAAAAAACAAGAUACACUCUGGAGAAAAUUCUUCCCUUUUCACCCCCAACGUCGUCCAUCGAUUCGAACGAAAGCGGAAAUCUAAACUACUAAUUGGAUUAUAAAUAAGCCGGAAGUGAGCGAUCGGAUUGAAUCGAGCGAGCAGCAGGAACACACGCAGCUGGAAAAUCAGUAGUUCUCGGAAACUGGUACACGGGAAAUUUUAUUGAGGUUGGUAACAGAACAAUGAAUAAAUGAAGCUGCUUUAUUUUGAACAAGAAGCAGGAACACGAUCUGUUGACAGCGACAGUGCCGAGUAAAUUCGAGACGGGGACAGGCUGUAUCGAACAAAAGCCGAAAGCACCCAAAGGAACGAACGCACACACAAAAGCACAAUAGCUGGAGCUAGCUAGCAAGCUUUGUUUGAACUGUUGUGUUUGUUGCUCGCCGGCGUACAUAAUCCGGUUGCAUACAUCCAGGAGACGGCGAAGGUUUUCCCGUCAGCAAAUCAGCGGUACCCAUUCAUAAAGAAGCAUUUGGGCGGGCAAAUACGACCGGCUUUAUUCCCUCCGUGUGUUUCAAAAGAAACAAAGGCACGCAACAAACCCCCUACCACCUUCCACAUUCCUCCCCCUGUUCCUCCGCACAUAAAUGCUUAGCGUCGACACACUGGCGGCGGAUGCAAACAGACUUCAAUCGUUCCCAUCGUCAACGUCAACGGCAGUUUCGACGGCCAUAUCCGAGAACCGAUUCCCGGUUGACGUCCCGGGGACUUUAAUUGGCGACGAGGAGGAGGAAGACGAAGCUCGCCUCAGUCCUGGGCUGUUGUACGGUCGAAGAAACAACAGCAGCGCCCCCAGCAGCAGCAGCAGUCCCACAAGUUUGCAUCAAGUGGUUUCGCCCUCCUGCCAACAACGGAAUUGUCGUGGGAACGGAGCUACUACUAAUACUACUACUGCUAUAGUUGUUCCCGAGGACAACCGCAGCAAUCACAAGGAAAACCAGGAGGACCAGGACAUAGAGAUGACCACAGUUGCUGCAGUUACGGCAGCGGCCAACAAAGCCGUCGCCGCCCUGAUGGAGUACCGUCAGAGACAGCAACAGCAACAGCAACAGCAACAACAGCAACAGCAACAACAGCAACAGCAGCAGCAGAACAAUAAUCACAUGGUCCAGGGGAUGGGACCGUUCCCGGGAGCUACCGGAUAUCCACCACAAGCGACCCAGGCCGGGCUCACGGCCGCCGACAGUCUCUCGGUUCAGCAGAUGGUCAAAGGUGGUGGCGGGGGCGUUGCCGGCGGAGGUGGAGGACUCGCUUCGGCCCUCGGUGUUUCAGAUCAUCCGCUUAGCAGCCUGAAACAACACCAGGAACACCAACAUCAGCAGCAGCAACAACAGAUGAGCCACCACCAGCAGCAACAACAGCAAGCGGCCGCAGCUGCCGUGGCCGCCGCUCAACUCGCCAGCUCACAGUCACUCAGAAAUACUGUCAGCCAGUACAGCUCCCCAUCAGUAUUAGGGGCGCCGCCGCCCACAUCGCUGGCCGCGGUCGUCUCCUCGUUGCCGCCAUCGUCGCUGCAAACCGGCCUGCCCCCGCCGCCGCUGGUGGUAGCGGCCAGCAGCAGCAACAGCUCCGUCGGCGCCACCGGUUCCAGCAGCCCGAUUAGCAGCGGCGGCUACACAACGGCCGGCGGCGGAACGUCGCCCUCUAUUUGCUCCUCCUCGGCUGGGGCCAGUGCCAUCACCGCCGGAAGCGGCGGAGCGUCGUCGUCGUCUAUCGAACAACAGACUGUUAGUAUUAAGACCGAAUUAUUGCAGCAAACGGAACCGGAAACGCAAGUCUCAAGUGCCAACAACAGCAACAGCAACAGUAGCAGUACGACCCCCACAGAUGCCAUAAGCGCCGCCGCCUCGUUAGCAGCAGCCGCAGCCGCAGCAGCUUCGUCCGGCAGCAGUAGUCCCGGUGCCAUCAGCAGUAUCAUGACCUCCUCCCAGGGCAGCAGUACCCUCACGACGACCGUGGCCGCUGGUGGGGUGGUCGCGACGGCGGCCCAGGUGGCCGCAGCGACCUCCCAGCAGCAACAGCAACAGAGCGUGGCCGCAGCCGUUGCCGCGCUCACCGAAUCCUCCAAAGCACAACCAAAGCGACUACACGUGUCCAACAUACCGUUCCGAUUUCGGGACCCGGACCUGAGGUCCAUGUUUGGGCAAUUUGGAACCAUACUGGAUGUGGAAAUUAUCUUUAACGAACGGGGCAGCAAGGGAUUCGGUUUUGUAACAUUCGCUAAUAGUAGCGAUGCGGAGCGAGCACGCGAACGUCUUCACGGCACUGUGGUUGAGGGACGCAAGAUUGAGGUCAAUAAUGCAACCGCACGAGUUCAAAGUAAAAAAGUCCCGGCUGUGUCGAGCGUUUUUCUGACGAAACCAGGUGCCGUUGCCGCUCCUCCUCUGGCAGCAGCCGUUUGUGUCCCGUGGCCACCGGAAGGUUACCGUCUCCCGAUGUCAGCGUGGCCCUGGUUAGGAGCCACGGCGGCCACCAUCGGAGCGACAGCUGCCCCCACGACAGCCUCCCUGGCGGCAGCGGCAGCCGCAGCAGCAGGAUCACCGGCAUCGGCGGCCCACGCAGCGGCGGCAGCAAAUAACCAGGCCGCGGCAGCAGCGGCGGCCGCAGCAGCCGCCAACCAGAUACCAAACGCGGCCGUUGCCGCCGCCACCUCGCCGCUGUUGAUAGCCCAGGCGGCCCAGCGGGCUGCGGCCGCCGCCCAGCGACGAAGUGUAUAUUUCGAUCCUUACCUGGCAGCAGCGGCGGCAUCGGCGGCGGAUCCCAACUACCGUCUACAGGCGGCCAAACCGGUGACGGAAGUGCCUGCUCAGCCGGCCAUUUUGAACGCUGCGACACCGCUCCUGAAGACUCCCCUCUCGCAGGCCCAGCAAGUCUACAACGCUGCGACCUACACAGCCGUGGCCGCUAGAGCCGCCUACGGGGCAGCAGCGGCCGCUCAGCCUACGGUUGCGGGUUACGUCGCAGGAUACGGUCGUGAAUACGCGGAUCCCUACUUGGGUCACGGAAUCGGACCUGUUCCCGGCUAUGGGGCCACCAUGUACAGGGGAACGUACAACCGUUUUGCGCCAUACUAAGUUAAGAGAGAAAAGCAGUAGUUUUUCGAUCAUCCCUUGUACGGUGAUCGAUCGCUCCUCAACAACUUUAGAUUUAAACCGGAAUCCCGUCAAAAAGGGGCAUAAUAGUAGACUCAAAGUUGCUCAUUACACAAAGAUCGCCCACCACAACACCCCCUGGAAUCCGUUGAUUCGAGGAAUAAUCCCCACUUCCCCAAGGCUUGGUUCAGCUGAUCUGAUCUUAAACCGGAAGCGUGGAACGCUGAUUGACAAACCAUAACUGGAACGUGUUAUCAAGGAUCGAUACCAAAGUUGUAGCAGAAAAAAAGGAAGUCUACAACAAAAAAAAAAACCACUCAAAUAUCCUCUAUUUACGUAUCGUAUAGGCAAAGAUUGAACCAUUCUCACACGCGCGCAAACCGAAGCUCUUCUAUUUAGUAACAGUAACAACUCAGUAACAGUAACAGAAAUCAAAUGCAAAGGGAACAUGACACAAAGCCGAGAUAAUUACCAAGCGGAAGCUCCCUUCCCCAAUUUUCCUAGAUAGACAGUAGUGCUGUAGUAGGGUAACCUACAGAAGGAAGAAACCACAGACUCAAAAAGAAUAGAACUCAAGCUCCAUUUGUUUUCGAGAAUCUGUUAUUCUCUCUUAGUUACUUUUUUCCUAAGGUCUAUACAGUAAAUGUAUAGCGAGAAAAAAAUCAAUCAAGUAAUAUUGUGAGUUACAUCAUAUUAAAAUAGGGAAUCAGCUUCCGCAGCAAAUAGGAUAUAUCUAAGUGCAUUCAACAGUUACUCAUCACCAACAGAAGAUACUCAGAUAGUUAGUUUUUUCAGUGCACAAAAACGGCAAACGACACAGAAAAUAGUCUCCAAUUAAUCGGUUCUUCCGCGAGAAGUUUUUUUUUUAUUCUGUAAUGAAUUUACACUCCGUUUCCCACUAUCGGUUUAAGGGAAGAAUUCAAUUAUUGUCAAAGUGUUGAAAUUAUAUGCUCAAAUUAUUACGUUUUUUUUUUUUGAAAGAGUACAAAGCAUAGUAAAGCCGUCAGAAGAUUGUAUUAUGAUGUACCAAUUUAAAAAAAAAGUUCAAAUUAUUAGUUGAACACUUUAUGAAUUUUCAUACUCUCAAGAGCUUUGUUGCCGAAAUUAUGCAGGAAAAAGUAUAUGAUUGAAGAAUAAACGUCAUUGUGAAUUAAAUUUUCCACGUUUGAAAGCUGCUCAGCUCAGAUUGUCUAGAGCCUUAAAUAGUGCGAGAAUACAAAACUGUUCAGAUUAAACUAACAUAAUGAACAGCUUUAAGGAAAAAUUGAAUGAUCAAACAGCUUAAAAAUAACAAUAAGUGAAGUUUAGGAUCCUUCUACGAAAUGUGUAAUCCGAUUGAAGAAAUUUCGUCGAAAUCUGUGCAGCGGAUCUGAAUUUUGUAUUGAAAUUUUGAACUUGAACACAAAUUUUUUAUCCUAAAUUUUGAAAAUCUGGAAUCUUAAAUUUCAAUUUGAAAUUUGGAUUUUAGCUCAGGAACAUGAAUUUGAAAUCUAAAAACUCAAAUCUGAAAUCAGAAUUUUAACACUAUAUGUUUAUUCAAAAGUCGAAAUUCAAAUUGGGAUUAAAAUUUUUUAAUCAUUUAAAAAAAAAAAAUCUGAGUUUUGAGAUAGACUCAUGAAUCUGAAUUUUGAAUCAGAAUACUGAUUUCUAGUUCGGAUCUUGAUUUUUGUAUUCUGGGUUUUGAAUCAAGAGUUUUGAAUCUGAAUCUGAACUCUCUAGUUUCAAAUCCUGAAUCAAAUUCAGAUUUACAGUUUGAAUUCAGAUUUAAAUUUCUGAUUCAGAUUGUUAGUAGAAAUUUCAAAAGGUACAUACAUCAGAUUCUUAUUCGUAUUUAAACUCUGAAUCGACUCUGAAUGUUAACUCUCGUUUAAAGAUUCUAAUUUUGAAUUCAUAAUCCUAAAUAAGGAUUAUUAUUCUUAAUUUAUCUUAAGUCAGAAUAUAAAUUCGUUUUCUGAAUUCUCAGUCUAAAUUUUUAAUGUGUCUUCCCAAUCUGAAAAUAAUUUUUUAAUCUAAGCUCUAAAUUUAGAAUCUGGAUUAUUGAUCUUCUGAAACUUUUUUCAUCUAAAGUCUGAAUGUGAAUUUUGAAUCUGCAUUCUUAAUUUUAGAAUAAUCAAUUUUGAAAUGAAAUUCGCCUCAUUGCAAAAUUUCAAUACACAAUUUCGAAAUCCUGAUGCAGCUUUUGAAAGAAAAUUUACACAAGUACAUUGUAAACCGAAAAUAGUCAAAAGUUACUCAAAAUAACCUGUGCGAACGUUUGAACAUUUUUGUAUAAAUUUCAGUCACACAUUUCUUGAGCGAUUUUUCUUCUUUUCAGAAGUAAGAAAACUUUUUUGAUUCAAUGCGCACAGUUGAAAGUUCCCAUUUUCGAAUUUAGGUACGUCAUAAAACAUGCAAACCAAAAAAAAAAUUUACCAAGCAACUCAAAGCACUCAAAAAAAAAGAAAAGAAACAUAUUAUUUUCAAAGCUGAGUUUUAACAAAAACUAACUUUACUAACCCAGUUAAAAUAAACCACACAAAUAAAUCAGGGCAUUCUAUUUCUGUAAGAUUUUUUAAGACUUAGUUUACUACUUUAAGGUUUGUUCAAGUGUAGGUACAUUUUGCUAUUGUUUUUUUUUUCAAUUGAAAAUCGGCUUCCAGAACAAAAAAAAACUAAUCCAAACAACUUCCACCUCAGCCAGUUUUUUUCGUUCGAUUGAAAAACGAUCACCUUUUAAGCUUAGCACUCACAUCACAGCUUAGUAAGGCUGGAAAUUUCAGUUCGCGUAAAAAGUAGGUGAUUACCAAAAGUUUGUUAGGUUUGUUGUGUCGUUUUACCGAACAUCUAAUUUUAAAUUUUUCGUUUCCGUUCCGAGGAGAGAAAAUUGCGAAAGAAACCAAUAGGUCACAGAUGUGACGGAUAAGACCCUUGAACUACACACUGAAGGAAACAAUGACGUAAAUCUUUGAGGCGGCGCCAAUUAGUAUUCCUAUUUUUUCGAUAGAUUUUAUGCAGUCUUCUAAUUGCAACUUUUGUACACGCACACAGAAACAAUUAAGUAGUAACCCAGAAUCACCCAUUCAGCUCCCAAGGAGAGUAACAACAGGGACUUCCUGCACCCAAAAAAAAAGUUAGAGGAGGAAGUAUGAAAAUAUUUAGUGAAAAAAAGGAAUGAAACAAUUGGCUCAAUAGGAAAUAAUUCUAAACCUUAGGUGACACGGAGAGAAAAAAAAUACCAACAAACAAACCAGUACUAGAAAUCGAUCGGUUCCGGAUCGGAAAAAGGAAAGCAAAACCAAAACACUCUAGCGAGUAAUGUUAGUUAGUAGGACGUGAGGGCGAAGGAAGAAAAACCCGUAUAGGAACUAAUCCACUUUUUAGCGCGCAACCCACGCAAGGAAAGGAGCCCCCAAAAUAUAUAUUAUACAUAUAUGAAAACGUGAAGUAUAUUUAAUCGUAGAAACACACAAACACAAACAGACUCUCUGUCUCGCUCUCAAUCGCGAGAGCUGAAAGCGCCAAGUCUCUCUAAGAACGUGUGCGCGCGCCCAGGCCAUAUUCGAUUUUAAGGUCAGUUUAAGCAUACACAAACAUACAAACAAACAAAAGAGCGCGUUCACGCUUCUCCAAAUUAAGCGUGGAUGUGUCUUGUUUCUUUUUUAUUAUAACCUACUACUUUUUUAAUUGAUGAUAAUCUUACCAACUAGAAGAUAUGCUGAGUAUCGUGUUAUACAUUUUAUAUUGGUUAUAUAUUUUAGUUCUCAGUUUCUACUCAAUAUAGUGUUUUUUUUUCUAUAGGAAAUAUUCGCUAAGCCACACAUAUUACGAAGCAAAUGAACAACUAAAUCUAUAUAUUCUAGUGAUAAUAUUGUAGAAUCUUCGGUAGCCUUGUUCUCCCACAGCAGCUAUAAAAGAAGCCAAUAUUUCGAAUCGAGCUUAUUCUGCUUUUUCUGGAUUUUAGUUAUUUUUCUAAACGAUGCUAGAAAGAUGAAACUAUAGAAAACAAACAAGAAUUAAACAACCUACAACCAGUGAUGAAGUAAAAACGGCUCUCCUUUGAAUUAAGUCGAUACGAUAGAAAGAAAAGAAAAAAGGAAAAUGUAAACCAGCCACCUCUCGUGUCAUAAACUACCUGAAUCUCUAAUUAAAUAAAAAAACCUAUAGAUUCACACACUAGGAAAAGGAAAAACCAAUCGAUUUGAUGUACGAAAAAUCGUUGUAGCUUCCACAGGUUUAGUUUUUCAAUAACGAUAAAUAGAAAAGAAAUGAAACAAAUAUAAAACUUUGAGAUAAAAUUCCCUCAUGUAUACAACAACAAAAGAGAAAAAAAAUGCUUGUAAAUAGUUGAGUGUCUAUAUUUUUGUCUCCCUUCCUACUGUCCUUUGAAAAAUUACGAUUGGGUCAGAGAAUGUUGUGUUUCGUUUUAUUUGUAAUCCGGAACAGACGACCAGCCCCAAAAAAAGCUACCCACUCAAGCCAAUCGUGAUUCGAUUAAGUAAUCCCACGAGAGAGAGAAAGAACGACGACAGAAAUCAAAAUUGAUAUUAUUCGUUAUGCGGAACAAAAACGAAAAACCAAACAACCAAAAUCUUUGCUACAAUUAGAAGAAAGAAACUCUAAAGUUUGUUUCGAUAGAUUAGCGUGAGAAAGAAAAAAACAAAAAAAAACAGCAAACUGAAAUCCAGCAAAGCGAAUUUGUAAUUUCAAAAACAGAAAAAAAAAAUUCUCAGCACGAUUAGAAGGACAGUGACAAAAGUAGCUUUAAAUCGAAUAAAAUCCAAAACACACUUGAAAAUACUCUUCCAAUAGUGACUCUCGAACAACAACAACAACAAAAGAAAAACUACACUCACAAACACGUAACAAAUCCAUGACGAUUUUUUCCGAGUCUUCUCUGCCCCCGACACAAAACUGAGACAUCACAAUUAGUCAUACACAACAACAUUACUCAGAAAUGCAACCAGCUUAUAUAAAUAAAAUAAAAACAUAAAUAGUUGUAGAACGAACGAACCUACGACAGCAAACAAAAAAAAAACAAAGGAAGAGAUGUGGAAAAACCAAUAGUCAGUCAGUCCGGAAGAAAGACACUCAAACAAACUCCCUCGCCCAAACACACACACACACGAGAAACAUAAUGAACAAAAAAAAAACGCUGAAAACGUAAGCUCAAAAUAUAUUGUCACACAAAUUAUUAUUAAUAAUAGUAGCGCUUAGAGCAGAAAAAAUGAAAAGUAAAAGAGAAAAUAAAAAAAAAACCAGUGGUAGAAAUGCGAACGAGCAGAACAAGAAGAAAAAAAUCUAAGAGAAAAUCACAAAAAAGUCUAGUUCUAGUGAAAGGUAAUUUUAAAAACUCAAACAACAACAAAAAAAAAACAAACAAACGAGCAAGUCUAAAACUUCUCAUUUUCGCCAAAUUAUUAUUACUAUAAAAAUAUAUUAUAAACUGCUAAUCGUAUUGUUAUGAAAGAAGGAAGGAAGGAAGCAAACAAAAGAAGAAGAAAAAAAGAGAUAGGACGGAAAACUAAAAUCACGUUCAACUUUUCCCAACCAAAACAAGUUCAUCAACAA
This is a messenger RNA of Uranotaenia lowii, 10419 nucleotides long. RefSeq names its product sex determination protein fox-1-like. The coding region runs from base 2368 to 4854 and encodes 828 amino acids. The record is from RefSeq and is a predicted model, not a curated record. Gene Ontology annotation, cellular component: cytoplasm; nucleus. The transcript has 17 exons. Gene Ontology annotation, molecular function: mRNA binding. Gene Ontology annotation, biological process: regulation of alternative mRNA splicing, via spliceosome; nervous system development. Lineage: Eukaryota; Metazoa; Arthropoda; Insecta; Diptera; Culicidae.